AUGCAAGAUAUCAUUAACAAAGUGAAGGGCCCGAGAAGUUAUACAGAGCUUAAUACCUUCAACGGGGUCAUAUAUCCCGAUUUUAAAAGCACUUGCUGCGCACGAGGUCUUCUCGCUAAUGAUGCUGAGUGGCAAGAAGGUUUGACCGAAAUCAACACAUGGGGUACACCUUCUCAGCUACGAGAAAUGUUUGUCACGUUCCUUAUCUAUUGUCAUGUUGCUAACCCCAAGGACUUGUGGGAUAAGUGCUGGAAAUCACUGAGUGAGGAAAUCCUCUACAAGAAACGUAAGGAAUUCAAACAUGCACAGCUAGAAAUAGAUGAUGCAAAGCUCGAGCAGUAUACAUUACUUGAACUCGAGAAGGUUUUGCAGAACCAAGAACACGCCCUUACUGAUUUUCCAGGAAUGCCUACUCCUGAUCCUCUCUUACUUAAAGAGCUAGGUAAUACUUUGCGGCAACAAGAGCUACAGUAUAGUGUCGCCGAGGAGAAGAGUAGACAUGACACCCAGUACAACUUGCUGAACGGUGAACAAUUGGUCGUCUAUCAAGCAAUUAUUGAGUCGACUCAGGACGACUAUGGGAAGCUAUUUUUCGUCUAUGGGGCUGGAGGCACAGGCAAAACAUUUUUAUACCAGACAAUCAUUUCAAGACUGCGGUCAGAGAAAAAGAUAGUCCUUCCCGUUGCUUCAUCUGGAAUAGCCCUACUACUACCAGGCGGCAGAACUGCCCACUCACGUUUCAAUAUCCCAAUCGGUCUAAAGGCCACGUCAACCUGCCACAUUACACCUGGAACUAUGCUCGCAGAGUUAAUAGAAAAGGCAGCUCUAAUCAUAUGUGAUGAGGCACCUAUGACACAUAGGCAUGCUUUUGAAGCCCUCGAUAAGUCCUUGAGAGACAUUCUUUAUUUGCAUGAUCCCAAAGCCAAAAAUCUCCCAUUCGGCGGAAAAACGGUUCUUCUAGGAGGUGAUUUUAGACAGAUCUUACCAGUCAUCCCACAAGGCACCAGAGCUGAUAUUGUCUCUGCCUCAAUAAGUCAUUCAUAUUUAUGGGAAUCAUGCCACAAAUUCACGCUCCAGAAGAAUAUGCGCCUCAGUGAAGAUGAGAAAGAGUUCUCCAACUAUGUCCUAAGGGUUGGCGAUGGGAACCCCUUACCUACUGAGAUGAAUGAAUUUGAUGAAGAUGAAGAAGAUCCACUCAUUUCUAUUGACCGAAUGUUGGUCGAGGAGCUCAGCUCAGAUCCUCACAAACAAAUUCUAGAAACUACUUACGGGCGAACUGACCAAUGGAAAGGAACCAAGCAAGACUAUACAGAAAGGGCUAUCCUUACACCAAGGAACGAAACGGUGGAUGAGAUAAAUGAAUACAUGAUAUCUGAAGCUGACGGUGUUUCAAAGGAAUAUCUCAGUUCCGAUAGCUUCGGUAUAAUAGACACUGAUUCUGAGAACAAUGAGACAUUGUACCCAGUGGAGUAUUUAAACUCAUUGAGCUUUCCAGGCCUGCAUGCACAUAAGCUUACAUUGAAAGUGAGCGUGUUAUCCAAGGUGAAAUAG
Messenger RNA from Brassica oleracea var. oleracea, 1551 nucleotides. RefSeq lists its product as uncharacterized. Gene Ontology annotation, biological process: telomere maintenance; DNA repair. The transcript is spliced from 2 exons. The coding region runs from base 1 to 1551 and encodes 516 amino acids. NCBI's taxonomy places the organism in Eukaryota, Viridiplantae, Streptophyta, Magnoliopsida, Brassicales, Brassicaceae. The record is from RefSeq and is a predicted model, not a curated record. Gene Ontology annotation, molecular function: DNA helicase activity.